UCCAAAUAUCUCUUUGAUACUUGGAGUACCGAUAUAGAAAAAGGUUUUUAAAAAAAUGGGAAGCUUGAGUACGAUUCUAAGACACCCAGAUGAAAUAUAUCCACUCUUGAAGUUGAAGCUUGCGAUUACGAAAGCUCAGAAACAGAUCCCACUUGAUCCACACUUGACUUUCUGUUACUCAACUCUCAACAAAGUUUCUAAAACGUUUUCUCUUAUUAUUCAGCAACUAGGCACCGAGCUACGUGACGCUGUGUGUCUGUUCUACUUGAUUCUCCGAGCUCUUGAUACUGUUGAGGAUGACACAAGCAUUCCAACUGAGAUCAAGGUUCCAAUUCUUAUAGCUUUCCACCGCCACAUAUACGAUCGUGACUGGCAUUUUGUAUGUGGUGAGGAAAAGUACAAGGUUCUAAUGGAGCAAUUUCAUCAUGUGUCUGCAGCAUUUCUGGAGCUUGAAAAAGGAUAUCAAGAGAUUAUUGAAGAUAUAACUAAAAGAAUGGGUGCAGGAAUGGCCAAAUUCAUUUCCAAGGAGGUUUGUGAUACAUUAAAAUCUCGGGCAGGAAUAGAUGGCAUGGCUACUCCGGCGUGUCUUCUGGCAGGGAGGGGCGACGGCGACGGUCCCUCCGACCCGGGUCGGGGGAAGAAUCCGGUGGGUAAAGCCGCAAGGCAAUGUAGGGACUAG
Molecule: messenger RNA, 679 nt
Organism: Brassica oleracea var. oleracea
Lineage: Eukaryota; Viridiplantae; Streptophyta; Magnoliopsida; Brassicales; Brassicaceae
Product: squalene synthase-like
Exons: 5
Coding region: 56-679 (207 amino acids)
Biological process (GO): biosynthetic process; farnesyl diphosphate metabolic process
Cellular component (GO): endoplasmic reticulum membrane
Molecular function (GO): squalene synthase [NAD(P)H] activity
Source: RefSeq, a predicted model, not a curated record